UGAUCAUUCUUCACACCAUCAUUAACCUUCCUUUUACCUUCCGACAAAAAAUAUAGUUGGAUGAAGGGUCGCUCUUCAGCAGCUGACGAGGAGAUGGUGGCGAUGGUGCCGUUGCCUCUUCCAGCUGGGGACGAGAUCGUCGACGGGGAUCUGGCGGUGGAGCACACCAAGCCGUGCUGGAUGACAACGGCGAGGGGCGGCGUUGGAGUGGCCAUGACCAUCUUUGCGCUUCUUGCUUUGCUAGUCGGCACCAAAUGGAUCCACCUGGACGCAGCUCACUAUACGUUCUUGCCGGCGGGCACUGAGUUCAGUCCACAUGGAAGCGGCCACUCACCCAUGGCGCGCCAGCUGGUACCCAUACCGUUCAGCUGCAGCAACGACACCGAGACGUCAUCGUCUCCGACACCGGCGCCAGCACCGUCCUCGUCAUCAUGGAGCAAACGCCGGUACUAUCCGGGCGUGCCGCCGCCUUGGUGCCCGGACUACUUCCGGCACAUCCACACGGACAUGGAGCCGUGGCGCGCGACGGGGGUCACGCUGGACGCGGUGGAGCGCGCGCAGCCCCACGCCGAGUUCCGGCUGGUGGUGGUGGCCGGGCGCGCCUACGUGGAGAAGUACCGCGACUCGUUCGAGACCCGGGACGUCUUCACGCAGUGGGGCAUCCUGCAGCUGCUCGCCCGCUACCCGGGCCGCGUCCCGGACGUGGACAUCAUGUUCAGCACCUUCGACACGGCCAGGGUGCUCGCCUCCGACUACCCGUCGUCGCGGUCCGCCGCGCCGCCGCUGUUCCGGUACUGCAAGGAGGAGUCACGGGACCUGGCCAUCCUCUUCCCUGACUGGUCCUUCUGGGGCUGGCCGGAGGUGAACAUCCGCCCGUGGGCGCCGCUCAUGGAGGAGCUCGUCCGGGAGAACGCGCGUGUCCCGUGGGAGGACAGGGAGCCCUACGCGUUCUGGAAGGGCAACACCGACGUCUCGGAGGUGCGCAAGGACCUGUUCCGGUGCAACAACGACACCGCCGCCGGCAAGGAGUGGAACGCGCGGCUGUUCAAGCAGGACUGGUACGCUGCCGGCCGGAACGGGUUCAGGGACUCGGACCUGACGAAGCAGUGCCGGUACAGGUACAAGAUCUACGUGCAAGGCAACUCUUGGUCGGUCAGCGAGAAGUACAUCCUCGCGUGCGACUCGCCGAUGCUCGCCGUCGACACCCCCUUCAGGGACUUCUUCUCGCGGGGGCUCGUCGCCGGCAAACACUACUGGCCCAUCGACCCGGCCGACAAGUGCCGCGCCGUCAAGCUCGCCGUCGACUGGGGCAACGCCCACCCGGGGCCGGCGCGGCGAAUGGGCGAGGUGGGCAGCGGGUUCGCGAGGGAAGAGAUGGGCAUGGACUACGUGUACGAGUACAUGCUCAGCGUGUUGAAGAGGUACAGCGCCCUGCUCCGGUACAAGCCCGCCGUGCCGGAGAAGGCCGUGGAGGUCAGCCUCGAGUCUAUGGUCUGCCCCAGGGGCGGCCGAGAGAGGGAGCUCAUGAUGGAGUCCAGGGAGAGGUACGUGGCCUUGGAUGAGCCAUGCACGUUGCCGCCGCCGUUCACAGCCGAUGAAGUCAGGGAAAUGGCCGUCAGGGACGAGGAGGUGCGAAGCAAACUACUCCACAUGCAGAUGGUCGGACACUAGCUAGGCGGCAUGUACUCCCUCCGUGUCUAAAUAAAUAUAAUUGUUUUAAGAUUUCAUUAAAAAACUACAUACGAAACAAAAU
This is a messenger RNA of Hordeum vulgare subsp. vulgare (domesticated barley), 1753 nucleotides long. Its product is annotated as O-glucosyltransferase rumi-like. The coding region runs from base 61 to 1671 and encodes 536 amino acids. NCBI's taxonomy places the organism in Eukaryota, Viridiplantae, Streptophyta, Magnoliopsida, Poales, Poaceae. The transcript has 2 exons. The record is from RefSeq and is a predicted model, not a curated record.